Molecule: messenger RNA, 3869 nt
Organism: Acinonyx jubatus (cheetah)
Lineage: Eukaryota; Metazoa; Chordata; Mammalia; Carnivora; Felidae
Gene: HYCC2
Product: hyccin PI4KA lipid kinase complex subunit 2
Exons: 15
Coding region: 410-2170 (586 amino acids)
Biological process (GO): protein localization to plasma membrane; phosphatidylinositol phosphate biosynthetic process
Cellular component (GO): plasma membrane
Source: RefSeq, a predicted model, not a curated record
CAUUUAACGUUCCGCACUGGGUCACGGAUUCCUGGACUCAGUGGAGAGUACAUGGAGAAUGCUGGAAGCCGACAUUUUUUUCCGCACACCUGUGCAUCAGUGGUCUGACUGAGGAAAGUGGAGAGCCGCAAAAAUCUAUAGUAGGAGAGCUGGAAAAUAUUGAAGUCUCAACAAAUGAAUUCCACACUUGAAUUCUGCCGCAUUCCUAUGCCACCUCCUCCUUUAGAAAACUGAUCUUAGAACAGAGGCUGGCAGAGGACAGUGGAACAGCCAACACACAAAACAACCAUUUGUGCAUGGCUAAAGAUGGUGGUGAUUUUGUAGCAUCCUGGGCACUUCACGUCCAUGAAGUAGGAGUUGGGGCUCUGCACCAGGUAGAUAAAAAAAAAGAACUAGAAGUUAGAAGAAGAUGCUGGGAUCUGAACGUGGUGUUGUGGAAGAAUGGUUAUCAGAAUUCAAGGCGUUACCUGACACUCAGAUCACCAAUUAUGCAGCAACUUUACACCGGAAAAAAACACUGGUCCCAGCUCUCUAUAAAGUUAUUCAAGAUUCAAAUAAUGAGCUUCUGGAGCCUGUCUGCCACCAGCUAUUUGAGCUCUAUCGUAGCUCUGAAGUUCGACUUAAGAGGUUCACACUGCAGUUCUUGCCGGAAUUGAUGUGGGUUUAUUUACGGCUUACAGUUAGCCGAGACAGACAGAGUAAUGGCUGCAUUGAAGCACUUCUGUUAGGAAUUUACAAUUUGGAAAUUGCUGAUAAAGAUGGAAACAAUAAAGUUCUGUCUUUUACUAUCCCUUCCUUAUCCAAGCCUUCAAUAUACCAUGAGCCCUCAACAAUUGGAUCCAUGGCUUUGACAGAAGGGGCAUUGUGUCAGCAUGAUCUCAUCAGGGUUGUUUAUAGUGAUCUUCAUCCUCAGAGGGAAACAUUCACUGCACAAAACCGGUUUGAAGUCCUGAGUUUUCUCAUGUUGUGUUAUAAUUCUGCUAUUGUGUAUAUGCCUGCUUCAUCUUACCAGUCUCUUUGUCGGAUGGGCUCCAGGGUUUGUGUGAGUGGGUUUCCACGGCAACAUGAAAAACACUGGAAAGAACUCUGUGGUCGAAUAGUAUUGGAUCCCGAAUUCAUGGUGCAACUCCUCACAGGGGUUUAUUAUGCCAUGUAUAAUGGGCAGUGGGACCUUGGCCAAGAAGUCCUUGAUGACAUCAUUUAUAGAGCUCAGCUAGAACUUUUUUCUCAACCACUAUUGGUUGCCAAUGCCAUGAAAAACUCAUUACCAUUUGAUGCUCCUGAUUCUUCACAAGAAGGCCAGAAAGUACUUAAAGUGGAAGUCACUCCAACAGUGCCGAGGAUUUCUCGGACUGCAAUUACAACAGCUUCAAUCCGUCGUCAUAGAUGGAGAAGAGAAGAUGGCUUUGACUUCUCAAACGAGGCUGACUCGAGUAUUCCUGGCUCCCCGGUCCAACACGGCUCCACUGACCUAGGGAUCAAACGUGUGCAAGAGGGGGAGGUGCUGGUGCGCAGGACCCCUGAGCACGGCUCACCGGAGCCCAACUCAGCAGCAGCCACAACAGAGGGUGCUGAGGGUGUAAAUGGAGGAGAAGAGUCGGUAAACCUAAAUGAUGCAGAUGAAGGCUUUUCAUCAGGGGCCUCCCUCAGCAGUCAGCCAAUUGGGACCAAACCAUCCUCCUCUUCUCAGAGGGGAAGCUUAAGGAAAGUAGCAGCUGGGCGUUCAGCUAAGGAUAAAGAAACAGCUUCUGUCAUCAAAUCCAGUGAGAGCCCUCGAGAUUCAGUCAUUCGCAGGCAGUAUGUACAGCAACCAACUGAUCUUAGUGUAGAUGCAAUCGAGCUGACACCGAUGAAGAAACACCUGAGCCUGCCUGCUGGCCAGGUGGUGCCAAAAGCCAAUAGUUUAAGUCUAAUCCGGACAGCCAGUGCUUCCUCAAGUAAAUCAUUUGACUAUGUAAAUGGCAGUCAAGCAAGUACCAGCAUUGGGGUUGGCACGGAGGGAGUUACUAAUCUAGCAGCUAACAAUGUUAAUCGAUACUCAACUAUCAGUCUACAGGAAGACCGGCUAGGUCAAGCUGGAGAAGGUAAAGAGCUCCUUAGCCCAGGAGCUCCCUUAACCAAGCAGUCUCGAUCCCCAAGUUUCAAUAUGCAGCUAAUAUCCCAGGUGUAGUUCUGACAUCCUCUCUCAUCUUUUUGCUUACCUUUUAAACUGAACAUUUCAUUGUACAUGAAGACACUUCAUCCCACAUUGUGAAAAAAUUGGUCAUCGUAAUCAGAUUUGAUUUAGUUUAGGUAUCUUCAUACUGUAUUUUGUAUGGAAACAGCAAUAAGGUUUUCUUUUUUCCUCCUUCCUAUAUCUUCUCUUCACCUUAUUCCUUGUAAAUGUGUUUGUGAAGCAGUAUAAAAUGUAUGCAUCUUCCAUACCUUCCUUUCUCUGUGGGUGAUGUGCAAUCCAUCGUAGGCUGAUCGGUCCCAUUUCAGCACUGUGAGACUGAGGAUACGUUAGAGGAAAUGGUGUAUAUGAUCCCUAUGAAUUGAUUCUUUGGCUUUUGUUUAAAAAAAAACAAAACGGGUUUGUUCUCAUAAUUUAUAGAACUGUGGAGAUUACUGGAUCAUAUUUUUUUCUCUUUUAACCAGGAGUGCCUCAGAGAUUCUGCUAUGACUUUGGACUUCUCUGAGUCUGUGCAAUCAUUUUCUUGAGAAGCAUGGGGAAAGGUGGUAGACUGCUGCACUUUUUCAUUAAAAUGUGGGUGGCUCUUUUUCCCCCCAUCUCCUUUAUCUCCAGGACACAAUGUUCAGUUACUGAGGCAUUUAAAUCACGUUAUGGCCCCCUCCUUUGGAGGGCAGGGCUCAAAAUUGUUUGUUUAAUUGAUAAUGCACUUUCUCAAUGGCUCGAUAGCCAUUAUUAACAUGUCUUCCCUCCUCCCCACAAGGACAUAGGUCAUUUCUGUCCUUAAAGUUUGAACAACUAACAAAUCAGAGAAUCCAAGGGGCAUGUUCUAUUUCCCAGGAAUGAUUGACACUUUGGUGCUGGGGUUUGUUGGGGGAGGGGGAGGGGUGGUUUUUGUUUAGCUCGUGUGGGACUGUGUGUGCGAGGGGAAGUUUUGAUAGGUUUUUUUCUUUUCCUUUGUGAGCUGAUGAUGACUGAAGUAGAACAAGUACGUCUUCAGGUAAAGAGAGGGAUUUCUCAACUUGCUUUCUGUGAUGUCAGACUAUUGGAGAAGCCCUUUCAGCUGCUUUCUAGAUGUACCUAAAUUCAGUCAGAUAUUUUGGAUUAAGAAACCUGAAGUCCUGAUAGAUCAUAUACUUUAAGGAAAUACAUCAGGGACAGAUAAUUGGCUGAAAACACUGAUGCUUCAACGUGACACAUUUUUAUAGAACAUUUCUACCAGGGGGUACUGACUUGAUUUCUCCGACAAGGACCACACUGCCUUUGUGUUUAGUGUAAUGCAAUUUGUGUACCUUCUGAUCAUAUAUCUGCAAAAGUUUCUCAUUUUUAUAAAACUUGGAAAUCAUGCCAGUAAGCUAGAUGUUGAAUGUAUGUAAGUAUCAUUUUGGUAAUUGUGCUAAGAGGCUACAAAAAACAUUAUUAGUGAAAAAAAAUUUUUUUUAGUUCUGAUUUGGUUGGGUAAGAUUUCAGUAUAAGUUCUUUUGGGUCUCAGGCUCUAAUGCUUGAUUGAAAAAGAAGAGAAUAUAUUGGUUUUUUAAAAAUCAGUGUAUUGUGACUUGAACUGAUAUACAUUAUCCUUCCACAAAAUACAUCAGAGCUAUUAGUGCUUUAUACAUUUAGACAUUUUUAUUUUAUUGUGAAAGAAAAAUAUACUGAAUUUAUAGAAAGCAAGUAUUUAAUUAACAAAGUUUAAAUUUUU